Molecule: messenger RNA, 2778 nt
Organism: Habropoda laboriosa
Lineage: Eukaryota; Metazoa; Arthropoda; Insecta; Hymenoptera; Apidae
Product: RNA-binding protein fusilli
Exons: 10
Coding region: 370-2778 (802 amino acids)
Biological process (GO): regulation of RNA splicing
Cellular component (GO): ribonucleoprotein complex; nucleoplasm
Molecular function (GO): mRNA binding
Source: RefSeq, a predicted model, not a curated record
GAUCGUGUUGUUUUAUAGACCCGUUGAUAUUGGCGAUUUUGGAUUAACGGUCGGUCGAUCCUUAACCUCAAAUGGGAAGCGCGCAAUAAAUAAAACAACAUGUCGCUGAAGGAUAUGACCGAUAGUCUGUGAACGUGUCUCGGUGAAGAUAAACGUGUGAAGAGAUUCCUCUUCCAGGUGGCUGUUUUGUAAACGUCCAGGACACGGCUUGCGCGUCGUGGUCCGUGUCCACUUUGGGUGGAAAAGUGUGCCACUUUUGAGUAUACGGAGAGUUGAGGUGUACAUUGACCCAGAAGUAGUGUGAGUAGUGUGCUCUGAGGAAACGGGGACGUGGAAGAAGGGACGUGAGGAGGUAGAAACCCUGGCACGAUGCAGACUACGGGAGCUGCGAGGGGACCUACUCACCUGGUUGCCCUUUACGUGGCGACCGCCGGUCUCCAGGGUAAUGCUCUCGGUUCCGACGAAGAGGAGAUCACGCUUCUCGUUUACGUGCUCAUCGAUGUGCUACAGAACAAGGUGCUGGGAAGGCAACAGUAUAUUGUACGACCGAUGGUAAUGGACGAAAGCCGUACGCCUGGAACCGGUAGCGACAAUCCGGCGGUUGCCGGAAGUAGCGGAGUCAUCAGCGAAGCAGCGUUGGCACAUGCUCCAGCGUUAACUGAAAGAACAGUUCGAGAACACGGGAUUUCUCUGGAACAAGCUAUCGAACAGUUCGAAGCAUGGUGGUCUUCCAUGUCGUGCGUGACGUCCGGUUCCGCACCACGUUUCGUCGUAGACGGCCAGGCGCCGAUGAGACAAUGCUUGCAUCCAGAGGCUUGCAACAAAGACAUCGACCUGCCGGAACAUUAUACCCUUUUUCACGACCUUCGCAAGGAAUUCGUUGCUUGUUACUCAACCCAUGGAGAACUCUCGACGUUUGGAGUGCAGGAGAUGCUGGAAUAUUUUGGUCUACCAUCGGACACCGAGAAUGAUUAUCAUGUGAAGGAGAUACAAGACAUGAUCUGCGUGAUACAGAGAAUGAUUAAGGAUGGUCAUAUCUUCCAAACUCCUGAAGUAGUUAAUAUUGUUUUAGAACCUGGUAUAUGCUCAAAAGAUGAAGAAGUUGACAAUGGCUGUGUUGUAAGAGCUAGAGGUCUUCCUUGGCAAUCAUCUGACCAGGACAUAGCAAAAUUUUUUCGUGGCCUAAAUGUUGCCAAGGGUGGUGUAGCUCUGUGUUUAAGUCCUAUGGGAAGACGUAACGGAGAAGCAUUAGUACGGUUUGUUAAUAAAGAACACAGAGACAUGGCAUUAAAGAGACAUAAACAUCAUAUGGGAGGAAGGUAUAUAGAAGUGUACAAGGCAUCUGGAGAGGAUUUUGUAGGUGUUGCUGGAGGAACCAGUGGUGAAGCUCAUGCAUUUUUAUCAAGGGGAGCUCAAGUCAUUGUUAGAAUGAGAGGCUUGCCAUAUGACUGUGUUGCUAAACAAGUGUUGGACUUCUUUUUGUCAGGGCAAAAGCCUUGCCAUGUAUUAGACGGUGAAGAUGGGGUUUUAUUUGUGAAAAAGCCAGAUGGUAGGGCGACUGGAGACGCGUUUGUCCUUUUUGCAAAAGAAGAGGAUGCUGUGAAGGCUUUAAGUAAACACAGAGAUUGCAUUGGAAGCCGAUACAUUGAACUUUUUCGAAGUACGAUCGCUGAGGUGCAACAGGUCUUGAAUAGGGCAAUUGACCCGAAACAAGUCGUACUUCCAACACCACCCAUUCCACAACUCCCUCCGAUACUUCCACAACACAUUAUCACCUCCGGUACGCGUAAAGAUUGCGUUAGAUUACGUGGACUUCCGUACGAAGCUCUAGUAGAACACAUUCUCGAGUUCAUGGGUGAGCAUUCCAAGAACAUCGUCUACCAGGGUGUUCAUAUGGUUUACAACGCUCAAGGUCAACCUUCUGGCGAAGCAUUUAUUCAAAUGGACAGCGAAAGUUCAGCAUACGCAUGCGCGUCACAACGACAUCAUCGGUACAUGAUAUACGGCAAAAAGCAACGGUACAUCGAAGUGUUCCAGUGCAGUGGGGACGAUAUGAAUCUGGUAUUGACAGGUGCAGUAACUCCACCGUCAACCAAGGCUCUACUAUCACCCGGUACGUUGACCACACAAUCUCCCGCAACUUUGACACAUCCGCCUCCGCCGACACCGGUACCGGUACCGACGGCGCAACCUCCCCUUUGGGAUAUUCACGCGUUAGUACAGGCUCAAGCCCAAGCACAGGCGCAGGCUCAAGCUCAAGCUCAAGCUCAGGCUCAAGCGCAGGCAAUACGAAAUCAAGAUUUUUGGUUAAUGGCUCUAGCCUCGAAUCCACCACCUACCUCUACCACUCCUGCUUCCCCAACUUCUUCAGCUACAACUAAGACGCUCGCUCUACCUGGACCGAAUCCUCAACAUCAGAUUCCCGCCUAUGCAAUGGCACCUCCAGCUGCAGCUGCAGCCGCUGCGGCUGCUGCAGCGCUUCACGCUCAACCACCUGCGCCGGCGCCUUUCUUGCUCUUCAACGUUCCCUCUCGAAUCCCAAUUUUACGGGCACCUACACCACACGGCCUGUUGACGCCUCUCGUUCAGGCUACUCCUCUCAAUCCGGCCGCUAUAAUGGGAUUAAAGAGAACUUGGGAAAGCGCUUUCCCACCCGACACAUCGAAUACCGUCGCGAAACGUGCCACAUGGCACACACCAGCGACUGCAUUUCACGCGCAAGCUCCGACCGCGGCACCAGGCUUGCCUUAUCCUGCUCAAUUUUAUCCUCAGAUUUGA